UUGAACAGUUCUGAGUCUGGACAAGAGUGUAGGUGCAUUUACUUUACUUAUCACCUGCUUGUCUAAAUGGAGAGUGAUAGGAUAACAGUCCUAUAUCACACAAAAUGGAUUCUUGUGAGCUUUAAGCCAUGUUAUAAUGUUGUUACCACAUCGAAAACAAAUUUGGAGUUAAACCAACUGUCGGAAUUCUGUUUCAGGUUUUCAGGAUUGGGUCUAGACCCGCACUGUUUCUUGGGAAAAGAACCAGGUGCAUUCUUCCAGGCAAAACAAUAAUGUGACUGAAGCUAAUGUCAGACCCACUACUGGAAAAGUUACACAGUGAAGCUUGAACUAUAGGAUAAAUAAUACAGCUAUAUCUAAAGUGAAACAGAUGUCAGUAUUGUGAGUGGCUCGCAUCUCUACAAUCUGGCAUGCAACUUGGUCUGGUGGAGUCACUUGCUUGUCACCAUGGCGACAGAAUUAUUAUUUUUUUAAAUGAAAACAAAAUAAAGGCACAAAGGCCUAAAGGCCAGAACCGCUUUGAUUCAAAGCCAUAAUGUUGACCAGAGUUUAUAUGGGUGAGUCAGAAACAGUCGGUCGUUGACACACUUGUAGACAGACACAGAGAAGUAGAAGUCUCCAACUGCAAACAUACUUGUUAGUUAUUAUUAAGAUUAUUGAUACUAAUAACAUUAUGGGAAGAAAGAACAACAAAACACCUAGUCGUAUGGCGAUUAGUGAGAACCAGACACACAAACCACUUGCUGAAGCUGCUUCAGGCCAUUGUUGUGAAACAAUGGUGGACGACCUUCAGACAACUAAAACCAAGGCAUCUCAAGCUCCCAGGGGAGCUUCAACCAACCAAAGGCCCAAGAAAAUCUGGCAUCAGGGCAAUGGAUCAGAGAUGUUUGAAGCAAGUCAAAAGUAUGUACCAAGAGGAGAAAGGAGACAGAGGGCAGAGACAACACCCAAUCAUGGCAGAGCCACUGGUAAUGAAAUCAACAGGGAGAGCUCUCAAGCUGCUAACAACUGGGGAAAGAGCGGUGGAAGGAGAGGCAAUGGACCCCGACCUGAUAGGGAGGGUCCAAAACACCACAAAGCACAAACUGAAGCAACACAAGCUUCACAAGAGAAAGCAAAGCCCGAGUUUGUGCUUGCUCCUAUACCAACAGAAAAUCCCUGCUUUAAGACAACUGCAAAAUCACAGCAAGACAGUCCCUCCAGACAGGCUACUGAAGUUACAUAUGACAGUCAAAACUGGUGGAAACCUCCACCAGAAACUCAAGUGUAUCUUCAGAGCCCACCCAAAGAACAGAGACUACCGAGACGCCUUCCAAGAACGGCAGGUGACCGCAAUACUCCAGCGAAACCUGGUGAAGUGAAACCAGCCCCAAAGCCCAGCAAAGAUGGAGGCUGUUCAAGUUUCACUGUAGAGACUGUAGAAACUCAAAAUUGUGGCAGGAGCAGCAAACAAACUUUAAGAUUGCAAGCUCUCCUGAUCCAUCAGGAGUCUCACAACACCGGUCCCAGGGUGGUCCAAGAGGAAGCACAAAAAACUGACCCUGAAAACACCAAACAAAGUGAUCGGUUCUAUGGUGAAAUACCAGACGAACCGGACGAGGUCAUCACAAGACCACCAGGAGCAGGCAACAAACGACGAAAAAAGAAGAAAAGCUCCAGGGCCGGAUUUCACUUUUUUUGUUUUGGUGAUGAACCAGAAGGCGGUGGAUUUUACCUAAACUAAACUAUUUUGUCUGUAUUUUAGAUUAGACCUGUGCUUCCCACAGUGGGUUUUGUGAACAACCUUUGGGGCCCCCAGCAAUGCCUCUGAGGCCCCCAGGGCCCCCCCAAAGGCCAUUUACAAGACAAGCAUGCUUUAUAGUAGUAUUAUGCCUACAGCCAUAAUUCUAUAUUGUUUAACAUGUAAAUGUAAGAGGAAAAACAUAAAAAUACAUAUUCAGUUAAAUAGUUUCAAUUAUUAUUUGGGGCCCCCGCAUGAUCUUCGUAUUGAUGGGGGCCGUGACCGUUCAUAAAAAUGUGCUACGUCACUUUUCUUGUAGCUGGGUUUAUGUGAAUAUUUUAGAGUAUGGCAUUAAAUGUAUUUUAUUUAUUCAAUUACUACAUUACUAUAUUCAAUCAUAUUUUCAUUGGUCAAUUUUUUU
This is a messenger RNA of Boleophthalmus pectinirostris (great blue-spotted mudskipper), 2141 nucleotides long. RefSeq lists its product as uncharacterized. Lineage: Eukaryota; Metazoa; Chordata; Actinopteri; Gobiiformes; Gobiidae. Bases 674 to 1723 code for a protein of 349 amino acids. The record is from RefSeq and is a predicted model, not a curated record. The transcript has 2 exons.